Molecule: messenger RNA, 1398 nt
Organism: Camelina sativa (false flax)
Lineage: Eukaryota; Viridiplantae; Streptophyta; Magnoliopsida; Brassicales; Brassicaceae
Source: RefSeq, a predicted model, not a curated record
UUAAAUUUCGAAAACUUCUUGUAUAGCCGUUUUAGGUGAGAAACCCCCAAACAAACAAAAAAAAAGCUUCGAUUUUUAUUUAUUUCUUCCUUUGGUUGAGACUUGAGAGAGAUUUUUUUUUGUUUGCCAAAGAAGAAAGUUUCGAUUUUGAGGUUUGUAGGGGCAAUAAUGGGUGAAUCCGCUGUUCUAUUUCAACAUUCCUACUCGUUCGCUGCUCCUCCUUCUCGUCAUGAAUCUCAUGAGGAUAAUCCAAUUCAUGCGCUUAGUCAAUCAGUUUCAUUUGGAAGGUUUGUGACUGAGAAUCUUGAAUGGGGGAGAUGGUCAAGUUUCUCACAUAAGAAGUAUGUCGAUGAAGCCGAGAAGUUCUCUCAGCCUGGAUCUGUUGCUCAGAAGAAAGCUUUCUUUGAAGCUCAUUACAAGAGAAUAGCCGAAGCAAAGAAAGCAAAAGCUGCAGAUGAAUCAUUUGAAUCUGAUCCUAAACAAGAACCUGAAAGUGUUGUGGUGUUGCUUAGCACUUUGGAGACAUUGACUAAAGAUGAGGUUAAGGAAAACGAGCGUGAUGCAACUGAGUUAGUUAUGAUUAGAGAAGAAGAGUUGGUGUUGAGUAUUGAGAAAGAUGACGAGCCCGAAAGAAAAAGUGUUGCGGUUUUGGAACAAGAAGACGCUGAAAUGGAUACCUCGUUAGUUAAACCCGUAGUUGCAGAUGAUUUGCAAGAGAAAGAGAAAGAGAAUCACUCAGAGGAUGCAGAGUUGUUGGAGAAGAGCUAUUUGGUUGGAGAGAAAGAAGAAGAGAGAAGAUCCGUAACCAAGAACUCAUCGGUGUUUAGAUUUUCAAUGGAGACAUCAGCAACUUCAGAAACUACGGAUAAAGCAAUGGAGGUUGUUCUCUCACAGGAAAUAAGUGAAAAACCGAUAACUCGUAGAUCGCCAAAGAAAAACGAAAAGCCAGUUAGUCCUAGAUUUGGUUUCUUGAGCUGUUUGAUGGGAACUAAAACUGAAGAUCAAAACCCGACUAAGAAGAAGAGAAAGACAGGUAAGAAACCAAGCAAACCAUUUCUAUGGCUUUGCUUCAAACCUGAGAUGGUUGGGGAAACAGAAGCAGCAAGAAGAAGGUAAAAAACACCAAAAACAAAGAAGAGGAACAUCUGAGAACGCUUUGCAAAUAGAAAGAUUGAACCUUCUCUGUUGGCUUUCAAAUCUUUUAGAAAGAUCUGUCCUCGGAUUCGUGUAUGGUAAUAAUAAUAAAAAAGGAAUCUUUGAGUGCACAGUAGCAAACAAAACCGAAUAGCGGAAGAAGGUUUGUUUCGUUUUUUUUUCUUUCUGGUAUUGUAUCUUUUUGAACCUUUUGUUGUAUGUAAGUAUCUUCGUCUUCAAUGAAAAAACUGUCUCCUUUCAUAA